UCUGAGAGUAUUGAAUUAGGGAUGCUGCGAUGUGAUUUAUAUUUUUUGACAGCAUAUUCAGCUUGUUUGCAAUUUAGACUAUACUUGCCACCCAUACUAAGGGAUAUGGGACAAUCCCCAAUCCCAUUGGUUGAAGGACUUGAUGAAACAUUUAACCGAAUUGCUUUAUCAAUUACCAAUGGAAAUGAUCUUUUUGGACAAGAUGAUAAUCUUGAAGAUGUUAGUCAUCUUGAUGAUAAUUGUGAUGAAGAGGUUAUAAAUUUGGAUGGUGUUAAUGAUAGCCAUUUAAUUAUUACUGAAAGCAUUGAUUUGAAUUCAAGUUUAUUGUCUAAUAAUAAUAUUUUAUCAAAUGAAAUUUAUGAAGAAAAUGAUAUUGAUCAUGGAGAUACAAAUUUUGACAUUGAUGAAUUGUUAGAUAAUCAUAAUUUGGAACAAUGA
This is a messenger RNA of Entrophospora sp. SA101, 438 nucleotides long. Lineage: Eukaryota; Fungi; Glomeromycota; Glomeromycetes; Entrophosporales; Entrophosporaceae. The record is from the annotation of a GenBank genome assembly.